UUCAAUCAGAUAUGGAACGAAAACCGCUGCUGAAUGACAGCAAUGACAGCGAUUUUGAGAAGACUGUUAAUUUCAAGAGAGAUAGUGACGAUGGCAUUAACGCAAUUUCUGUGACAAUAGACAAAAAGAGGACUGUCACCUCCCGUUUAGCCUUUGCCAUAGCAUCCUGUACAUUAGGGUCAUCCUUUGUGGUAGGUUACAGCACUGGUGUUGUGAAUGAGCCUGCUGAGGUGAUCCAGGACUUCUACAACAGUACAUACUAUGACAGAAAUGGGGAGUACAUGUCAUCUUCUCUCCUCACACUCCUGUGGUCAUUCACAGUGUCUAUCUUUGCCAUCGGGGGCAUGAUAGGAGGUCUCUCAGGAGGAUACGUAGCUAACAGAUUUGGGAGAAAAGGAGGUCUCAUAAGAAACAAUAUUCUCAACUUGGUAGGAAGUGCCUUGCUUAUUUCUUCCAAAUUUGCCAAAUCAUAUGAAAUGCUUAUAGCUGGCAGGUUUGUGACGGGACUGUGUUCUGGUAUAGACACUGCCAUAGUACCACUGUACUUGUCUGAGACUGCCCCUAUCACCUUACGUGGACUGGCUGGGACAUUCAACCAGCUGGCCAUUUGCCUGGGUAUCCUCGUUUCACAGUGUUUAGGACUUGGACAGCUUAUGUCUACACCAGACUUAUGGCCCUAUCUACUGGGAUUCACGUUUGUACCAAUGGUGUUCCAGUUAUUGACCUUACCAUGUUGUGCAGAAAGUCCGAGUUAUCUUAUGAUAAACAAAGACAGUGAGGAACAGGCAGAAGCAGCUUUGGUUUGGCUGAGAAAAGACACAGAUAUUUAUGAUGAAAUUCAAGAGAUGAAAAUAGAAAUGGAAAAAUCCAAAAAGGCUGCAAAGUUUCACUUCACAGAUUUGUUUAAGCGUGAAGAACUCCUCACCCCAUUGAUCAUAAGCCUGGUGCUACAGCUGUCUCAACAGUUCAGUGGUAUUAAUGCUGUGAUCUAUUACUCUACCCUAAUAUUUGAAAGUGCAGGACUGUCAGAAACAAAUGCUCAGUAUGCCACACUAGGGACAGGUGCUGUGAAUGUUUUAAUGACGUUUGUCUCCGCUAAUAUCAUGGACAGAGUAGGCAGACGAACGCUACACCUGGUGGGACUCGGAGGCAUGCUGAUUUUUAGUACUGUCUUGUCUUUAGCGUUAAUAUUUCAGGACGAUGCAUCAUGGCUGUCUUACAUCAGUAUUGUUGCUGUCAUGGCGUAUAUUGUCGCCUUCGCCACUGGGCCAGGGUCCAUACCAUGGUUUUAUGUGGCUGAAUUGUUUGCUCAGGGACCGCGGUCAGCUGCGGUCAGUUUGUCUGUACUGACCAAUUGGCUUGCAAACUUUACUGUUGGUCUUACAUACCCGGAACUUCAGAAAGGAAUCAAAAGCUAUUCUUUUCUACCCUUUGUCGGAAUGCUGGUCUUUUUCUGGCUGUUCACAUUUUUCAAAGUUCCAGAGACCAAAGGAAAAACUAUCGAUGAAAUAACAUCUUCAUUUAAAUCUGACAACAAGAUACAAAUCCAAAGUCCAGAGAGUGAUGGCUACCAGCGAUUAAAAGAGGAGGAAAGUUAAUGAUCUUAAUUACGAUACAGACUUUUCAAUACUCUCGGAUAUAUUUUUGUAUCGAUAUCUUUCAUUGACGUGGAUGAAUAUGUUAAUACUCACAGGUGUUAUAGUGUUUAUAAGGAUAGAAUUUGAUUAAAUGUGAGACAACUUGAAAUUAAAUAAGAAAAAUUUAAGCAAAAAUACCACGAUGCAAAAAUAGUGUAAGCAUGGUUACCAUAACAAUAUGACAUUAAACAAAUCAUGAUAUUAAUUAAGUGUUUCAUGAUAUUAAAUGAAAUGAGAUACAUUUUAUUAAAAGAAAUUUAUUAGAUAGCGAUAUUGUAUAUAA
Molecule: messenger RNA, 1920 nt
Organism: Ylistrum balloti
Lineage: Eukaryota; Metazoa; Mollusca; Bivalvia; Pectinida; Pectinidae
Product: solute carrier family 2, facilitated glucose transporter member 3-like
Exons: 11
Coding region: 12-1598 (528 amino acids)
Biological process (GO): monosaccharide transmembrane transport
Cellular component (GO): membrane
Molecular function (GO): hexose transmembrane transporter activity
Source: RefSeq, a predicted model, not a curated record